AUUUAUUGUGAAUUAGGCACAAUUAGGCUACUAAUUCCAAGAAUCCUCUCAAAUACCGACAUCUUUGGUCCAAAAGACAAAACCAUGUUGUCUAUGGCAUAUGUGUGUACAUGAGAGAGAGAGAGGUUGCGCUUAUGGCCAUAUUGAUCUUCUUCCUCAUUAAUCAAUACCUAUGUUAGAGAGGGAAGAGAAGGGAAGAGAGAAACUUUUGGCCGUCAUCACGAUCUUCUUCCUCAUUUGAACCAACACUCUCAUGUCUUCUUCAACACUCCCAAACCCUCCCUCUCUCCAACCCAAAAUCUCAACUCACCAAAGCAAAACUCUCUUCCUCCUCCAACUCUGCAAAAGCACAAAUGAAGCUACCCAAGUCCAUGCCCAAUUAUUCAAAUCAGGCCAGAUUCUCCAGACAUUUCACGCAAGUAAAAUGGCUGAAUUUUACGCAAUUUCAAACCCCGGCAACAUUGCAUAUGCUGAGAAAAUUAUCAACCAUAUCAGAGAACCCAACACAUUCAUCUUGAACACCGUAAUAAGAGGACACCUAGAGAGAGAAAACCCAGAGAAAGCCAUGGACUUGUACCAUAAAAUGCUACCCUAUGGUCCCAAACCAGAUAACUACACCUUCACCUUCUUGCUCAAAGCCUGCACCCAACUAUCAAUAGCUUACUUUGGAGAACAACUCCAUUCAAACAUUGUGAAAUUUGGUCUCUGCUCUGAUCCUUUCAUCAGAAGUAAGCUAAUUCAUUUAUAUGCAAAUAGUGGGCGAGUUUUGGAUGCUCGUAAGGUGUUUGACGGUACCCAUCACUCGGAAUUGGAUAUAGUAUCAUGGAACAGCUUGUUAGAAGGUUAUGCUAUUUGUGGAGAGGGGGAAUUGGCACAAAGGUUAUUUGAUGAAAUGCCCAACAGAGAUGUAGUCUCUUGGAACACCAUGAUUGCACUUCACGUGGAAAAAUGUGAGUUCAAGGAGGCGCUAAGGCUGUUCAGGCUUAUGUUGGACGAUAGAGAAAGACCAAGUAGCAUCACACUGGUGAGCAUUUUGUCGGCUGUCUCUCACCUGGGGGCCAUCGACCAAGGACGAUGGGUCCAUGCAUACAUUGAAAAACAUGGAUAUAAGCUCGAUUCGAGUCUUGGUUCCUCGCUUAUUAACAUGUAUUCAAAGUGUGGGAAUGUGGAUUUGGCUAAUGCAGUUUUCGAGGGGAUGACCCAAAAGGGGGUCGACACAUGGAAUUCUAUGAUAUCCGGGCUAGCAAUGAAUGGACAUGGCCCAAAGGCUCUUAGACUUUUUGAAAACUUGGGGACCUCAGGAGUAAAGCCCAAUGCCAUAAGCUUUGCCUGUGUUUUAAAUGCAUGUAGCCAUGGAGGUUUAGUGGAAGAGGGGUGCAAGUACUUUGCAAUGAUGAGCCAAGAAUAUGGAAUCGAGCCAAAACGAGCCCAUUAUGGGUGCAUGGUAGAUCUCUUUGGUCGAGCUGGCAUGCUAGAGAAAGCCAAUGAGACUAUUAGAUCCAUGCCCACAGAACCUGAUGCACCCAUGUUGAAAGCCUUAAUUGCUGCAUCUAGAAUCCAUGGUGAUCUUGUGUUAGGAGAAAAUGCUGGGCUGCAACUCAUUGAAUUGGCUCCUUAUGAUAGUGCAGGCUAUGUGUUGCUAUCAAACAUAUAUGCAAUGGGAAACAAUUGGAACCGGGUGCAUUGGGUGAGGAAGAAGAUGAGAGGUAAAGGGAUAAAGAAAACGCCAGGUUGUAGCUCAAUUGAGAUAGAUGGGGUGGUCCACGAGUUUGUAGUGGGCGAUACCAAACACCUGAAGAAGAGAGAGAUUUACAAAAUGCUAGACGAGAUGAGUAAGAGAUUGAGAUCAGAGGGGUAUAAGCCUGAUACCAAAGAGGUUUUGCUUGACAUAGAAGAGGAAGAAGCUAAAGAGGCUUCUCUUGGCCAUCACAGUGAGAAGCUGGCAAUAGCUUUUGGGUUCAUUAGCACAAGGCCAGGCACUACCAUUAGGAUUGUGAAGAACCUAAGAGUGUGCGCUGAUUGUCACACAGCUUUGAAGCAUCUGUCAAAGCUAUAUGGUCGAGAUAUAACUGUGAGGGACUUAAAUCGAUUCCAUCAUUUCAUAGCUGGUUCAUGCUCUUGUCUGGACUAUUGGUGAUUUUUAGCAUGGGUUGUACAUU
Amborella trichopoda is the source of this 2159-nucleotide messenger RNA. Its product is annotated as pentatricopeptide repeat-containing protein At3g02330, mitochondrial. Gene Ontology annotation, molecular function: RNA binding; zinc ion binding; protein binding. Gene Ontology annotation, biological process: RNA modification. The record is from RefSeq and is a predicted model, not a curated record. Lineage: Eukaryota; Viridiplantae; Streptophyta; Magnoliopsida; Amborellales; Amborellaceae.